AUUAUAACUCUUGUCCUCAUUAACUGGUACGAAUGAAAUGAAAUGAAAUCGAUUAUGGGUUCACCGACAAUGGGUAAAGGAAGCAACUGUGUUAUCGUUAAUAACUAUGAUUACUCUUUUAAGAUACUUCUGAUUGGGGAUUCCGGGGUAGGCAAGAGCAGUCUUCUUCUCACUUUUGUCUCUACCACUCAUUCUCUUCAAGACCUCAGUCCCACAGUUGGUGUAGAUUUCAAAAUGAGGCAGCUAACUGUUGCUGGAAAGAAACUGAAACUUACAUUUUGGGACACAGCUGGGCAAGAACGGUUUGGAACGCUAGUAGGCUCUUAUUACAGAGGUGCUCAUGCAAUAAUUCUUGUGUAUGAUGUAACACGACGUGAAACCUUCACAAACUUGUCAAAGAUAUGGGCAAAGGAAGCUGACAAGGCAUGCGCAAAUCAGGAAUGUGUCAAGAUCCUUGUAGGUAAUAAAGUUGACAUGGACAGUGAAAGGAGGGUAAGCAGGAAAGAAGGGAUGUCUCUAGCAGAGGAGCAUAAAUGUUUAUUUUUUGAAUGUAGUGCAAAAACUAGGGAUAAAGUUGAUGAAUGCUUUAGACAGCUAAUAUUCAAGAUACUGGAGAAACCUAGUCUAUUGGAGAAAGGAUCUGUAACUGUUAAGAGACAGAUUUGGAGCCAAAAGCAGGUGCACCAUGAAAGAGGAUGUUGCUCUUAGGAUGAAAUUAGCAAGAUAGAUUCUUGAGAAGGAAGAUGAGUUGUGGAAAUAAUAGUGUAUCAUGGAUAUAUGUUUGUGUGUAUGUCUACAGGGAAAAACUAUGUUUGGUUCAUUUACUCAAGUUGGGAGGAUGAAAUAAGGUUAUAAAUCUUUUAUGUUAUAAAUCUUUUAUGUUGAAUUCGUCCCCUUAGACUCUUGACCUCGUACUUAUAUGAUUGACAUAAAUAUUGAGUUUACAAAU
Molecule: messenger RNA, 949 nt
Organism: Impatiens glandulifera
Lineage: Eukaryota; Viridiplantae; Streptophyta; Magnoliopsida; Ericales; Balsaminaceae
Product: ras-related protein RABC2a-like
Exons: 6
Coding region: 43-708 (221 amino acids)
Molecular function (GO): GTP binding; GTPase activity
Source: RefSeq, a predicted model, not a curated record